UAUUCAGGCCAGAACGCGAACAUCCGAGCUUUCAGCUUCCUGAUAUGAAGACUGCAGAGUUGUGAUCGACGCUGGAGCUCCGGUAGAGAUCGACCUUUAACACGAAGAGGAAUAAAGUUAACCUUAUGCCAUCAGCUACUGGUGGAACUAACGCUGCAGGGCUGUUGAAGGGAGGGGGUAUGCCCAGUAAUGAAGAAUGUGGAAUCCGCGAUGUAUGGGGGCACAACUUGGAAGAAGAAUUCCGAACGAUUCGUCAAGUUGUGCAACAAUUUCAAUACGUUGCUAUGGAUACAGAAUUUCCUGGUGUUGUCGCUAGGCCCAUAGGUGAGUUCAGAACAAGCGCCGACUACCAAUAUCAAUUGUUACGGUGCAAUGUUGACCUUUUAAGGAUCAUACAACUCGGUCUAACAUUUCUGGAUGAAUCUGGUAACACACCUGGUGGAAGUUAUACGACAUGGCAAUUCAACUUCAAAUUCAAUCUACAAGAGGACAUGUACGCACAGGACAGUAUAGACAUGCUGCAAAACAGCGGUAUUCAAUUCAAGAAACACGAAGAGGAAGGUAUCGAUCCUCUAGAUUUCGCCGAGCUUCUUAUGACCUCGGGGAUAGUUCUCGUCGAUGAUAUUAAAUGGCUUUCUUUUCACUCUGGAUAUGACUUUGGAUAUUUAUUGAAACUACUCACUGAUCAAAAUUUACCUCAGGAAGAAAGCGAAUUCUUUGAACUUCUCAGGAUAUAUUUUCCGACAGUUUAUGAUGUCAAAUACCUGAUGAAGUCAUGCAAGAACUUGAAAGGUGGUUUACAAGAAGUCGCUGAACAGCUGGAACUGCAACGCGUUGGACCGCAACAUCAAGCAGGCUCAGAUUCGCUACUAACUGGCAUGGUAUUCUUCAAAAUGCGAGAGAUGUUUUUCGAGGACAAUAUCGACGACGCGAAAUAUUGCGGGCAUCUUUACGGCCUUGGUACCUCGUUCGUUGUCAACGGUUCUGGCGGUUAUCUAGACAGUAACGGAGACAAUUCGUCCUCCUCGUAAUAGAUUGUAUUACAUCGCAAUGAAAAUCUGGGUCCCGAUCAAGUAUAGGCAAUCUAAUAUGUACGCUCUGGUAUACAUGUAAACAAUUCUGAAAAGUCUCCGGAAAAAGGCGAAGACCGACUCAUGUGACACCUUAUAUAAAUAUAUGUAGAUUUUUACACUGAAGCUACAAUUACAGGCAAAAAAUAUUGAAUAUUGAUUUUAAAAAUUGUAAAAUAAUUCGUCGUUUCGAAUGUCGGACGGGUUUGAUACAGGAACGGAAAUAAAACAAAGUGCUAUUUGUUAAACAUUGUUAUACAGACUGUUCAUAACAAUUUACAAGAUAGUAAUUAAAAAAAAUUAUAAUUAAAA
Messenger RNA from Diprion similis, 1382 nucleotides. It is a transcript of the gene Pop2, whose product is annotated as CCR4-NOT transcription complex subunit 7. The record is from RefSeq and is a predicted model, not a curated record. Gene Ontology annotation, molecular function: poly(A)-specific ribonuclease activity; nucleic acid binding. The coding region runs from base 126 to 1031 and encodes 301 amino acids. The transcript is spliced from 7 exons. Gene Ontology annotation, cellular component: P-body; CCR4-NOT complex; CCR4-NOT core complex. NCBI's taxonomy places the organism in Eukaryota, Metazoa, Arthropoda, Insecta, Hymenoptera, Diprionidae.